GGGUUGUGCAAAGGAGUUUGGCUAGGAACCGUGAGGAAGGGGAAGGGAGGCGAUCUGAAGGAAGAGAGAGCCCCUGAAAUUCGUCGGUCUGCCAUUCUGGGAUUGGGCUGCUGAGGAAGGGGCUGCCUCGUUCAACAUCUCCCUUUUUGUCUUCCCACUAGCCUCCCUGAUAUCAGUUUUACUUUCCUUAGAUCCUUUAGUCUUUAACUAGAAGGGGCUGGGAAGGGGCUGUGUGUCAUCUCCAGCUGUCCCUGUGACAGCCCCCCCUAGCCCCGUCAACACUUCUCCGCGGGGCCCCGAGUCCCUCCCCAUCCUCUUUUCUUCUUCCACCGCCCCCCCCCCGCCCCAACAAUGGUCUCUCCCGAUGCUCAGUGGCGCUGGGGGCGUUGGGGGGGAGGGCGGAGGCGGGGCUGGAGCCUGCUGGGGGGCAGGUCUGCGCUGUCGCUUCCCCUGGUACCCGGAGCAGUCGCCGCUGCCGCCAGCCCCACGGCCGGGACCCCCGCCCUCACCCGGACUCCCUUAUCCGGGGGAUCCAGCCCAGAUCUCCAGAGGCUCCUGGAAGAGAAGUAGCAGCCUUUUCUGAGUUAUCCUGGCUCCCCAGCUUAGCCUCCGCAACCUGGCUCCCCCUCCCCUUCCUGUUCCCCCUCUCCCCUUCUCCCUUCCCAAUGUACCCAACUGAACUGGGUGUGGGCCAAAGCUCCUCUCCCUCCUUUCCCCUCCUAAACACACACUGGCCGGGCCCUAUAUUCUCCUAUUCUGUACUCAAAGAUACUCGAACACACUUCAUCUAAGUAACAGGGGGACGGGGUCUUUCUGACUCCACGAGUCCUUGAGCAAAAUCUGAAUAAGGAGUGUGGGAGAUCUGGUGAAGUAUUCCCAAAGCCCCAUCAUGGAAGAGGGUUUCAGAGACCGGGCAGCUUUCAUCCGUGGGGCCAAAGACAUUGCCAAGGAAGUCAAGAAGCAUGCAGCCAAGAAGGUGGUGAAGGGCCUGGACAGAGUCCAGGAUGAAUAUUCCCGGAGAUCCUACUCCCGCUUUGAGGAGGAGGACGAUGAUGAUGACUUCCCUGCCUCUGCUGACGGCUAUUACCGCGGGGAAGGGGCCCAGGAUGAGGAGGAAGGUGGCGCAUCUAGUGAUGCCACUGAGGGCCAUGACGAGGAUGACGAGAUCUACGAGGGGGAAUAUCAGGGCAUUCCCCGGGCAGAGUCUGGGGGCAAAGGCGAGCGGAUGGCGGAUGGGGCACCCCUGGCUGGAGUGAGGGGGGGCUUGGGUGAUAGGGAGGGCCCCGCUGGGGGCCGGGGAGAGGCACAGCGGCGUAAAGAACGGGAAGAACUGGCCCAGCAGUAUGAAGCCAUCCUACGGGAGUGUGGCCACGGCCGCUUCCAGUGGACACUGUAUUUCGUGCUUGGUCUGGCGCUGAUGGCUGAUGGUGUCGAGGUCUUUGUGGUGGGCUUCGUGCUGCCCAGUGCUGAGAAAGACAUGUGCCUGUCUGACUCCAACAAAGGCAUGCUGGGCCUCAUUGUCUACCUGGGCAUGAUGGUGGGAGCCUUCCUCUGGGGAGGGCUGGCUGAUCGGCUGGGUCGAAGACAAUGUCUGCUCAUAUCACUCUCAGUCAACAGCGUCUUCGCCUUUUUCUCAUCUUUCGUCCAGGGUUAUGGCACUUUCCUUUUCUGCCGCCUCCUUUCUGGCGUCGGGAUUGGAGGGUCCAUCCCCAUCGUCUUCUCCUAUUUUUCGGAGUUUCUGGCCCAGGAGAAACGUGGGGAGCAUUUGAGCUGGCUCUGCAUGUUUUGGAUGAUUGGUGGAGUGUAUGCAGCUGCUAUGGCUUGGGCCAUCAUCCCCCACUACGGGUGGAGCUUUCAGAUGGGGUCCGCUUACCAGUUCCACAGCUGGAGGGUCUUUGUCCUCGUCUGCGCCUUUCCUUCUGUGUUUGCCAUUGGGGCUCUGACCACACAGCCUGAGAGCCCCCGUUUCUUCCUGGAGAACGGGAAACAUGAUGAGGCCUGGAUGGUACUGAAGCAGGUCCAUGACACCAACAUGAGAGCCAAGGGGCAUCCUGAGCGAGUCUUCUCAGUAACCCACAUUAAGACAAUUCAUCAGGAGGAUGAGUUGAUUGAGAUUCAGUCAGACACAGGGACCUGGUACCAGCGCUGGGGGGUCCGGGCCUUGAGCCUGGGAGGGCAGGUUUGGGGGAAUUUCCUCUCCUGUUUUGGUCCAGAAUAUCGCCGCAUCACUCUGAUGAUGAUGGGUGUGUGGUUCACCAUGUCGUUCAGCUACUAUGGCCUGACUGUCUGGUUUCCCGACAUGAUCCGCCAUCUCCAAGCAGUGGACUACGCAGCCCGCACCAAAGUGUUCCCUGGGGAACGUGUAGAGCAUGUGACUUUUAACUUCACCCUGGAGAAUCAGAUCCACCGAGGGGGACAGUACUUCAAUGACAAGUUUAUUGGGCUGCGUCUGAAGUCAGUCUCCUUUGAGGACUCCCUAUUUGAGGAGUGUUAUUUCGAGGAUGUCACAUCCAGCAACACUUUCUUCCGCAACUGCACGUUCAUCAACACCGUGUUCUAUAACACUGACUUGUUUGAGUACAAGUUUGUGAACAGCCGUCUCGUGAACAGCACAUUCCUGCACAACAAGGAGGGCUGCCCACUGGACGUGACAGGGACAGGUGAAGGCGCCUACAUGGUGUAUUUCGUCAGCUUCUUGGGGACGCUGGCUGUGCUUCCUGGGAACAUUGUGUCUGCCCUGCUCAUGGACAAGAUUGGCAGGCUCCGGAUGCUUGCUGGCUCCAGCGUGAUGUCCUGUGUCUCCUGCUUCUUCCUGUCUUUUGGGAACAGCGAGUCAGCCAUGAUAGCUCUGCUCUGCCUUUUUGGGGGGGUCAGCAUUGCAUCCUGGAAUGCGCUGGACGUGUUGACUGUUGAACUCUACCCCUCGGACAAGAGGACCACAGCCUUCGGCUUCCUGAAUGCUCUGUGUAAGCUGGCAGCUGUGCUGGGGAUCAGCAUCUUCACAUCCUUUGUGGGAAUCACCAAGGCCGCCCCCAUCCUCUUUGCCUCAGCUGCUCUUGCCCUUGGUAGUUCUCUGGCCCUGAAGCUGCCCGAGACGCGGGGGCAGGUGCUGCAGUGAGAGUCUCUGGGGCUUCGGGGGUGGCAGGCACACUGUGAGACCAACAAUUCCUUCUUCCCCUUCCCUGCCCUGCCAUCCUGGCCACAAAGAGCCCUCAUUCCCCGCUCCCGUUUGGUGUCUUAGCCGUGUGUGCGUGUGUGUGCGUAUGUGUGUGCACGUGCGUGACCCCGUGGGCAGGGACUACAGGGAAGGCUCCUCCAUCCCAGUUUUGGGGUGCAGCCCUGUCCCCACCUCCUCCCGCCCUUGACUUUGCCCAAGAGAAGGCUUGGCCCCACACUUCUCCCCAGUGUUAGUGAGAGGCCCUUGCUCUUCCCGGCGCCUGGGACUCUAGAACAGGCUUCCUGCCUUCCCCCUCAUUCCCUCUGCCUGGGCCCUGGUGAAAGCACAGGCGUGUGGCUAUGCCGGCGGCGGGGGCCUAGUGUAGACCACGGACCAAAAGAACUUAGAGUCGUUAAGGGCGUAAAAGUGCCCUCUCACGCCUCCUGUUGGAUGCUGGGGGAGUAGCAAUAAACCUCAGCCCCCUGGCCUCCAUUUCCUUCUCAAUUUGGGCUACAAGUAAGAAGCCUGAAUUUUAUGAAAUUAGCUUUCUGAUUCUUAUUUAUUUAUAUAUUAAGUUCUGAGGCAGCUCAGCAGGACUGUGUGUGUGAGUGCUUGUGUACAUUUAUGUGUGUGUGUGUGUGCGUGCUGUGAGGUGGGGGUGUCGUUAUACUGUCCUCAGAUACAAGCCAAGGGUAACUUCAGUGGACGCACAUACAACCCUGCCUCCCACAGUACGUCCCCUAAUCUUGUUUCUGUGCCGGGCCUGGGUGGGAGGAGCCCUAGGCCAGGCUGGGAUAAGAGUCCCACAGUCUAGGGAGAGCUGAGGGCACCUGACAAGGUCCAUCUCCUCCCCUCCUCUCAAGAAGCACAGGCCUCCUCUGGAAUGAGAGGCUCUACCCGCUAUAGCACAGACAGGCACAGCACAGCAGCCCUCCCACCUCCAGCCUGUCCCCUCACAGGCAGGGGAGCGGGGGAGGGAAAGAAACCAGUCAUAUGGUCCAACCAGCAGAUCAAAAGCACAAGGAGCUGGGGCAGGGCAGGAACUGGGGCCUUCCCAGCAACUCCUGUAAAGUGGGAAGAGUUUAGGCAGUAAGCCAGGGACUCCUAAUGCAGGGACCAGAAGCCUCAGUCUCCCCGUCUCACCCUUUCCACAGGAUAGCCCCUGUAGGUUAAGCUGCCCCUGCCCCACCCUACUCUGUAUGGCUGCUUUCUUUGGUGCCCCCUUUCCCCCACCGUAGCUGUGAUGUGUCGUAGUUUUUAGCUGUUUGUAAAUGUUAAAAAAAAGUUAAAAGGAAAAAAGUGAAAACAACAAUAAAAAAAGAAAAUCCAAAUUCACCCUCCUCAUGCCGCGUCUGGUGCCCCCCACCCUAUGGUCACUCCCAUUUUGUAACACUGAACCAGGUGGUGACUGUUUAACUCCUUGAUGUCUGUGCUCAAAGGACUGCCUUCUCCAGUGCCCAGUGUACGAGUGUGUGCCCUCUUUCCUCACCCUUCACUUGCUGGACGCAGCCCUCUCCCCUGCAACCCCCUGGAGGGACCCAUCCAUCUCCCUUACUCUCCUGGGGAACCCUAAACCCAACUCUGUUGAUGUAAAAAAUGAAAAUAU
Molecule: messenger RNA, 4763 nt
Organism: Eubalaena glacialis (North Atlantic right whale)
Lineage: Eukaryota; Metazoa; Chordata; Mammalia; Artiodactyla; Balaenidae
Gene: SV2A
Product: synaptic vesicle glycoprotein 2A
Exons: 13
Coding region: 890-3118 (742 amino acids)
Biological process (GO): transmembrane transport; chemical synaptic transmission
Cellular component (GO): membrane
Molecular function (GO): transmembrane transporter activity
Source: RefSeq, a predicted model, not a curated record